UCUACGUCAUCGCGGGCGCGACGCCCCGAGAGACGGUCUGGAGUCUGGCGGUCUGGGAGGUGCGGCGGUGAGACCGGCCGGGAAGAUGCCAGUGGCGGUGAUGGCGGAAAGUGCCUUCAGUUUCAGAAAGUUGCUGGAUCAGUGCGAGAACCAGGAGCUCGAGGCUCCUGGAGGAAUUGCUACACCCCCAGUGUAUGGUCAGCUCCUAGCACUGUAUUUGCUGCACAAUGACAUGAAUAAUGCAAGAUAUCUUUGGAAAAGGAUACCCCCUGCUAUAAAGUCUGCAAAUUCAGAACUUGGAGGAAUUUGGUCAGUAGGACAGAGGAUCUGGCAGAGAGAUUUCCCUGGUAUCUAUACGACCAUCAAUGCUCACCAGUGGUCUGAGACAGUGCAGCCAAUCAUGGAUGCGCUCAGAGAUGCAACGAGGCGGCGCGCCUUCGCUCUGGUCUCUCAAGCGUACACCUCCAUCAUCGCCGAUGACUUUGCAGCUUUUGUUGGGCUUCCUGUAGAAGAGGCCGUCAAAGGUAUCUUGGAACAAGGCUGGCAAGCGGACUCCACCACAAGAAUGGUGCUACCCAGGAAGCCAGUUGCAGGAGCCCUGGAUGUUUCGCUUAACAGAAUUAUUCCCUUAUCAGAGCCUGCCCCAGUUCCACCGAUCCCCAACGAGCAGCAGUUAGCCAGGCUGACCGAUUACGUGGCUUUCCUUGAAAACUGACAUCAUCCAGGACCACCUUCAGAAUCCUGUACACUGACAAAGAGAGAAAUGUAAAAUUUUUAUUUUCAAUUUAUUGGAUGGAUAAAGCACCUCAGCAUUCCUUAUGGAAUAUGUGAUAAAAUGCAUAUAUAAUAUAAAGUAUAUUAUAUAUAUUUUGUCCUUAAGCAUUACGCUAAAUAGUUGGGGCAAUUCUCAUUUUGUAAUACGUAACAAUUUGGCGCUGUCAGUAUUACGCAGGUAGUUUACAUUCCCUAGCGACUUAGGAACACGCUCUCCUGCCCCAGCUCGCGUCGCACUCCCAUCCAUGCCCAAAUGAGUAGUGGUGGCGCUGCCUCUGGGGCUGAGGGAGGACUGUCCUGGGCAGGACCUGAACUGCCGGGAGUAUGAGCCACCCUUGGGAGAGCAGGCCCUCUUUAUCCCUGCCUCCUGAGAAUCGCUAAGAUAGAACGCUGAAAUGCAGCUGAGGAACAAACGGACAUUUCCUGAGUGAACCAGGUUGUUAGAGUUACAGUUUUUUCCAGUAGUAUGAGUCUAUCCAUUGGAGAGCUUGCGGUGACCCUGCAUCCUAGGGAGUUCAUGAGACGUGUUCAGCUCUGCCUUCCCAGAGGCGGGGACAGUGGGGUGCGGAAUGCAUUGUGUGGGGAAGGAAGCUGCUGAGCUUGAGGGCACUCUGUACAGCUCUCCUGCAGCCUGCUGGUGGCCUCUGUUUCAAGUUCUGCCUUGGAAGAAACGCUGAACAAGUCUUCAUCCUUUGUGUGACAGCCCUCGGAAUGUUUGAAGUUACUGUAUUUUCAGAUUACAAUACCCCGUAGAUCAUUUAUUCUGCAUUUGUUCAAUAAAUAUUUAAUUGAAUUUUUGAACCAUCA
Messenger RNA from Cavia porcellus (domestic guinea pig), 1581 nucleotides. RefSeq names its product COP9 signalosome subunit 8 (gene Cops8). Bases 86 to 715 code for a protein of 209 amino acids. The record is from RefSeq and is a predicted model, not a curated record. Gene Ontology annotation, biological process: protein deneddylation; COP9 signalosome assembly. NCBI's taxonomy places the organism in Eukaryota, Metazoa, Chordata, Mammalia, Rodentia, Caviidae. Gene Ontology annotation, cellular component: COP9 signalosome. The transcript has 8 exons.